AUAGUCAAAACCCCUACUCGCCAGAACCCAACUCCUCCACCAUGGGAAUUUUUUCUUGGUUCCGUGGAGGCAGCAACAAUAACAAAAAGGAAAAUGCUCCGGUGGAAAAAUCUGGCCCGAAAUCCGAAUCCGUGUCCUCCGAGGUACCGGGCAUGAACGGAGCGAUGGAGGUCCGACGAGCGGCCCUUUCGGCUGAUUUAUCGGUUUUCGAAUUCGGGUCAGUUGCCGCUUCGGCCGACAAGGUUACAGUGAGUGGGUACUGCCCCGUUUCGGACGAGCUAGAGCCCUGCCGUUGGGAGAUCCUGCCUGCGAGUGGCUCGGAUGCACCCCAAUUCCGUGUCGUCUUUUGAGUCGGUUGAUUUGAGAGAGAAUUAUAAUCGAGAGAUUGUACGCUAGCGUUAUUUUUUCUUCUAAUCCCUUAAAAAAUGCGGCGAACUUGUUGGAUCGGAAUUAAUGUUAAACGUUCUUGGAGACUUUGCAUCAAUAAUUGCUUUUUUGUUUAUGCUCAAUUGCUCAAGGCAUGAUAUCUAGUAGUAUCUCUGUGCACUAUAUUGCUAUAGCAGAUAGGCACGAACAUCAAUGCAUCAUCUUAUGAAAGCAAACACGUAAAUGUGCGAAGGCGUCCUUUGUGAUCGUGUGCUACAAAAUUGAAUGUAUAGAAUCAGGUUGCUGUAUAUUGAAAGUUAGGUUCUAUUUUCUCUAUCUCUAAUAGGUUGGGGCCCUAACUCUGUUUUUCUUAUACAUUAAUGUUAUUCAA
Messenger RNA from Olea europaea var. sylvestris, 757 nucleotides. RefSeq lists its product as uncharacterized. The record is from RefSeq and is a predicted model, not a curated record. Bases 42 to 350 code for a protein of 102 amino acids. The transcript has a single exon. NCBI's taxonomy places the organism in Eukaryota, Viridiplantae, Streptophyta, Magnoliopsida, Lamiales, Oleaceae.